AUGAACCAGAUCUCGUCAGAGCUGCAGCGGUUCCAGCGGCUGCGGCUCCUCCUGAAGGCCUGCAUCGACGGCGGCGGAGACGUCUCUACCGGCGGCGCACUCCACGGCCUCUUGCUCAAGUCGAAGCUCGCCGCGUCCACCUACCUGGGCAACCACUUGGUCCUCCUCUACUCCCGCUGCGGGCAGACGCCGCUCGCGCGCCGAGUGUUCGAGGAAAUUCCCCACCCGAACGUCUUCUCCUACAACGCCAUCCUCGCCGCCUACACCCGCAGCUCCCAGGCUCGCUCCGCCGGCGAGCUCUUCUCCCGCAUCCCCCGCCCGGACCUCGUCUCCUUCAACACGCUCCUCGCCGCCUACGCGGCCGACGGCGACGCGGCCGAAGCCUUGCGACUUUUCCGCCGCAUGCGGGCGCUCGGCGUCGGCGCCGACGGCUUUACCCUCUCCUCGGUGGUCUCCUCCCUGAGGGGUGUUGGUAGCGCCGCCGCCGCCACUACCCCGGGCAUCGCCAACCUCCACGCCUUCGUGCUCACGGCCGGGUUCGCCGCCUUCGCCUCCGUCAGCAACGCCCUGAUCGGCGGCUACAGCCGAGCUGGCCUCCUGCGCGAGGCCGAGAGGGUCUUCUCCGAGUUGGGGACCUCCGGGGACGGGGUCUCCUGGAACUGCAUGAUCAUGGGCUACGGCCUGCACGGGGAUGGCCCCCGAGCACUGGCCCUGUUCAGGGAGAUGGCCCGAGGAGGCCACGCCGUGGACAUGUUCACGCAGGCGAGCGUCCUCACGGCGUUCACCGCGGCGAGGGACCUCGCCGGCGGCGCCCAGUUCCAUGCCCAGCUGAUCAAGACUGCCUGCGAGCGGAACCCACACGUCGGCAGCGGGCUGGUGGACCUUUACGCCAAGGGCGGGCGGACGGUGGACGCGGAGAAGGUGUUUGACGAAGUGCCGGAACCGGACCUGGUCCUCUGGAACACGAUGAUCUCCGGAUACUCUCUCAACGAAGACUUUUUCGAGGCGGCGCUCCGCUGCUUCAGGGAGAUGCAGCGUAAAGGCCUCUGCCCGGACGACGGCAGCUUCGUCUGCGCUGCCAGCGCCUGCUCGAACCUCUCCUCGCCGUCGCAGGGGCGGCAGCUGCAUGCCCUGGCGCUGAAAUUGGACCUCCCGAGGAACCGGGUCUCGGUGAGCAACGCGCUGAUCGCCAUGUACUCCAAGUCCGGGGAGCUAGAGGACGCCGGCCGCGUCUUCAGGAGGAUGCCGGAGAGAAACGCCGUCUCCUUCAACUCGAUGAUCGCCGGGUGCGCCCAGCACGGCCGCGGGGAGGACGGCCUGGCCCUGUUCGGGGAAAUGGUCGCCGGCGGGGAGGAACCCACCGGUGUCACCUUCGUCUCCGUGCUCUCCGCCUGUGCUCACACCGGGAAGGUGGCUGAAGGUUGGGGCUACUUCAAUUCCAUGAAAGGGAAGUUCAAGAUCGAGAGGGGGGAGGAGCAUUACUCCUGCAUGGUCGAUCUCCUCGGCCGGGCCGGGAGGCUCGAGGAAGCCCAGAAGCUGAUCGAGACGAUGCCCUUCAGCCUGGGGAAGGCCGGCUGGGCGGCGCUGCUGGGCGCCUGCCGGACUCAUGACAACGUCGGCCUGGGCGAGAAGGCGGCGCAGGCGCUCGUCCAGCUCGAGCCCUCCAACGCAUCGCCCUACGUGGUGCUCGCGAGCAUGUACGCCGGCGCGGGCAGGUGGGAAGAAGCCGCCGGAGUGCGCCGGAUGAUGAGGGACCGGGCGGUGAGGAAGAGCCCCGGCUGCAGCUGGAUCGAGCUGAAGAAGAGGAUCCACGUGUUCGUGGCGGACGACGCCUCCCACCCGAGGACGGAGGAGAUCCGCCGGUUCCUGGCGGUGCUGUUGGGGAAGAUCAAGAAUGCAGGAUACGUGCCGGACACGAGGAGGUGGGCUCCGGCGAUGGGCGGCGAUGAUACGAGGGAAGCGGAGCUGAGGUUGUCGUACCACAGCGAGAAGCUGGCCGUUGCCCUCGGGCUCCUCAGCACGGAGGACGGGGCGCCCAUUCUGGUGGUGAAGAAUCUGAGGAUCUGUGGAGACUGCCACUCCGCUAUUAAGCUCAUUGCCUCCAUGACGGGGAGGCGAAUCACCGUCAGGGACGCCCACAGGUUCCAUCAUUUCCGGGAAGGUGAAUGCUCCUGCGGAGACUACUGGUGA
Molecule: messenger RNA, 2190 nt
Organism: Spirodela intermedia
Lineage: Eukaryota; Viridiplantae; Streptophyta; Magnoliopsida; Alismatales; Araceae
Source: the annotation of a GenBank genome assembly